This is a messenger RNA of Seminavis robusta, 4260 nucleotides long. NCBI's taxonomy places the organism in Eukaryota, Bacillariophyta, Bacillariophyceae, Naviculales, Naviculaceae. The record is from the annotation of a GenBank genome assembly.
AUGUUGAGUAGCUGGUCUAUGUUCACCUGCCAAACCACUUCUUCGGGCGACCUUGAUGCGACCGAGAAGACAGCUGGUAAUAGCAAAGACGACGAGGUCGACGAAGAAGUCAACGACGGCCAGCAUUCGUCUCGUCAGCUCAGCAGCAAUGGCUCCUCAGAGGGAAAAGUUGAACCCGUUUUGCCUGAGAAUGUUGGUACCCCAGAAAUAUCGCUGUCUUCUGGAAGCAGUCAUGCCGACACCAAAGAGCAGCCCAAAGACGAUAGCAGCAAAAUCAAAGAACUCGAAGGCAAAAUCGAAGCUAUGCAAGGAGAGCUUGUCCUGUUGAUACAGCAGAGCAAUGAGACUCGAGAGAGCUUGGGUAAGGAAAAGGUGCUUCCACAAGAUGCCUUCAGUUUCUUGGUCGUUUGUCCUUUCUGCAGCGGUCCAUUCUGCUUUGCUCUGCUUGUCUUUGUAUUUCAAAUGACUACCUUCAUCCUGCUGACUUUGGAUCUGCUGAGCAAGGGCAACGGGAGCCAGAACCCUUUUGGAAUCCCUGGCAAUGUUUCGCCUCAGCUGCGUAUCUGUCAGUUUAUUGCUAUUGUGGUGGCGGUGUUUUCCCAAGGCGACCUGAUGACUGGCUUCGGUUCCUUCCGAGACGGAUACACACACAGGCUCCAAGAUAUCUUCGAUUAUGCCUCGCCUUUGAAGUUUUGGGUAUCCCUCUUGACUCGAUUGAGCGAAGCAAUUUUGGGGCUGGUUGUGAGCUUUCUUCUCAUUACCACAAGUGAAGCGGUUGUAGAUUUGCUCUUGAACUUCACGGCCAUUGAAUUCGUCAGCAACUUGGACGAAGUCUUCUUCUUUCUGUCGAAACAAGGCUUCAUGGGCAGGACAUGCAAGAAGGACGCAGGUGUAAUUGCGAGUGCUUCGUACGUGCCGGAGAGGAAACGCGGAAGUGCUUGGAAAAUCACCUUGCUGUUGAUCAUUCUUGCUUCCAUGAUGGUUGGAUGGGUUUCCGUCAUUGAAGCGCAAGAGUCUGGAAGCUACCUCUGUCGUAGCGUACAGGUUCAGUUCGGAGAUGACUUUAAUCCUCAGUUGGCCACCUUCUCUGGUAUCUAUGACAUUCAACGAAAGCAACGUCGAUUCAAUAUCUUGUCAGAAGAAAGAGUCACCUAUGCCGAAAGAAGGGCAUUGGAAAUUGGAGGCGAGCGUGCGAUGUUUGGAUGGUGUAGCAAGAUUCAGGGUUGGACCUUCCGCUGGCAAACAGAAGCAGCAUCCAAUAGUGAUCCCUGUGACUGGGUAGCCAGAUCAGAAAGUGCAGACAUCGACAGCUACGACUUGAUACAGACUGCUUCAUCGAGUUGGUAUGUGCAAGAUUAUGCAGGUCGCGAGGUUGUCUUGGAUCCAUUUUAUCUCGCAUGCAUAGAUUGCACCGGAUCUGCCGAAGCCGACUGUGGAGGUCGUGGUCAUUGCAACGAUGGCGUGUGCCAAUGUGAAGAAGGCUGGUUUGGAAUUCGGUGCCAAUUCUCUACUCCGUGUCCGAAGCUUUCAGUCGACACUCUUACAAACGACUUUGCAUCCACACGAGACUGGGCCAGCACCUUCAACCUUCUCCUCGAUGAUUCAGGCGCACCUGUCCAAGCCUAUGAUCGUCCUAUCUUUGUCCAUGAAUACGGAAGUGGUUCUGGUGAUUAUGAUAUCAUUGUCUUCACGGGGCGCCGAUUCGGACUGACGACGACAAGGUCCGAAGACCUACAAACGAUCGGGCACAACUUAUCAAUCUACUUUAAAGAAUCUUUCCAUGCAGAGAGCACGGAAUUGGAUUUUGCCUUUCUCAGCGAGCCCGCAGACUUGCAGACCCCAAGGGAUUCCGUGAGUCCAGAAGGUCUCGAUUUCUUCCUGUCACGAGAUUUGCAGCCUUUAAGUCAAGUCAACACGAAACUUUUGUGUUCUAUUUGUUCCAACGAAACCAACCCUUGUCUGUACGAUGGUCACUGUGAUAACAAUGGCUCCUGUCAGUGUAGUCCCGGCGGUUACGGAAGCUUAUGCCAGAUGCCACCUAUAAACAACGGCUAUUGCAAUCAGUUCUUCAACACACCUCAAUUCAACCUAGAUGGUGGAGACUGCUGCGAGGCUUCCUGUCGAAGCUCGGAAUUCCAGUGUGGCUACGACGAGUAUGGGCUUGUGUUUGUUGGCUACCCUUGCAGACAACAAGGACGAGGCAAAUGGCUGGAUCAAGGUCAAGCGAUUGUCGGCGAAGAAUUCGCGUUCUCCGGAUCCCAAGUUGAGUUAUCAAGAAAUGGGGCCGUCUUGGCCAUUACUGAGCCCGGGGUGGAGCGGGUAAGCCUUUUUGACAAGGACGGGACCGACUGGGUGCGUCGACACUCCGAUGUUGAGCUCCCAAAGCUGAGGCUUCGAAACAUCGCCAUGUCGACCGGGCCAAGCAUUUUUCUGAAAACACCCACCUUCGCGAUCCCAGUGUUAAUGGCCUGGUCAGGCGUCGAUCAAACUACUGGGAAUUCAAGUGCUUCUGUGGAGUUCUGCCGUAUUCGAGACUGCGAAACGCCCACCUUUGAAAGGUCAGAGACAGGAAGUUCGCGAGCAGCCACAGUUGCAAUGUCUUCAGACGGUUCAACUCUAGCAUUUGCCUACCGCAACCCACAUCGAGUUGAAAUCGAGCGGUUCAUAGUUCUACAAAAUGGAGCCGGGAGGGUUUACGAAGGGGAGACCAUAGACCUCCUGGAAGCAAUCAACUACACGUACCACUAUGACCACUAUGAAGAAGAUUAUUACAUGUAUGGUGGGAAUUCCUUAUUGAUCAAUGCGAUGAGUCUUUCCUCCAAUGGCGACAAAGUGGUGGUUGAGCUCUGGGAAGUGUUUUCUAUCCACGAUUUUUAUCCGUUUGCCCCAGACGACUAUCAUUCAACCACUGUCAUGCUUUCAUGGAAUGGGACUUCCUACACCGGAGACAUCUCCUACUUGUACGACAGAGAUUUUCUCGUGGAACCAUCAUCAACCAUACGAGAUCCGCCACGCCCCUCGUUUGCCAUGUCUGGCGAUGGCAACUACGUCGUUGUGACCAUUGAUAACUGCAUUCAUCAGGUCCUGGCACGAAAGAACGGCGAAUGGGUAAAUCAUGGGCAACCAAUAAACGGCACGCUCCUUUUGCCUGCAGCCAAGUGUUACGGUGAAGGAGGCCCGACGUACACUACUGAAGUGGCACAGGCGGUAGCCAUGUCGGAGGAUGGCUCGACAAUUGCGGUUGGCAUUGACGGUCAAUAUAUUGCUACGUUUGGUUGGAACAGCACUUCUUGGGAGCAAAAAGGUGACCUGUUGCCUGGUGGCCCCAACAUGUUCCUGUCUCUUUCGUCUGACGGCUUGACUCUAGCGACUGGACUGCCCUUGAACGAGCGGAACGAUGCUGGUGUUACAAAGGUGUAUUCCUGGGUCCCAGAACCAGUGGAAGGCCAUUCCAAUCUACGUGUUUCAGUCACGCCUGAUACCAAGGAGACAAGUUGGGAGGUCCGAUCCAACCGCACGGGAGAAGUGCUUUUGAAUAGUGGUGAUUACUCGUGGGGCCUUGCACCAACCACAGACACCACCAGCGUACCUGUGGAAGAGUGCCUGGUCUUUACCGUGUAUCCGUAUCGACUCACUUGUUCGUUUUACUCCGCCUGGGGAUGCACCCCACCGGUGACAUUCUCCGAGCCCGCUAGGUUGGAUGCCUUUUUGGAUGGUGAACAUGCAGGUAGUAUUCCUAUCGCGACUAAUGCCGCUUCCUGGACAAAGCAUUGUGGCAAUGACUUGUUGUCGUCAGGUCACGAGACUGUAGGCAGCCCCAUGACGUUGUUUCCGCCGCGACAAGUUUUCGUGGGCAAAAACUGCACCUCUUGUCCUGAAGGUACACAACAACUCCAGAUUAUGAUGUAUGCUUGUAACAACAAUUCCACGGUGACUCUGAAAGAGAGCAGCAGCACUAUUGGAGGAGCACAAGCACUGCCAUUUGUCCACAAGAACAACCUUCUUGAAGAAACUGCAGUGUGGGAGUGGACGUGUAUCGACUCCAUUCAUAGCUGCUACACUUUGACCAUUCAAACUGACGUUCUAGAACGCAGACACAGGAGGAGUCUCUUGGCAGAGUCAAAACUGUCCAAUGGAAUUUACUACGUGUUCUUGGACGGCGAACACGUUGCGGACGGUGGUCGAAUUCCCUUUUGGAAGUCACCAGAUGAAGACCAACCAGGAACCUACCAGAUAGAGAUACCGGUUGGGAAUUGCUGA